Molecule: messenger RNA, 446 nt
Organism: Paramuricea clavata
Lineage: Eukaryota; Metazoa; Cnidaria; Anthozoa; Malacalcyonacea; Plexauridae
Source: the annotation of a GenBank genome assembly
AGACCAACUUCACCGUCGUUAUAAACGAACACGCGAUAUCGAUGAUUGGAGAGCAUUUAAAAACGCCCAAAGAUCAUUCAAAUCCACUCUAAAAGCUGCUGAAAAACAACACGUUCGAAUUGAAGUUAACCUCCAUAAAGAUAAUUCUAGAUCGUUGUGUAAAGUGAUAUAUUAAUAGGUGCAUUCCAUCUAAAGAUAAAAGAAUUUUGGCUUACCACAAAAAUACAUUACAGGUGGCCAACGAUUUCAACCAGUUCUUUCAAUCUGUGGGAAAAAGAGCAGCCGAAACAGCUGAAAUGUUAGCCCUACGAAAUAAUUUAAAUAUAUCAACUGAGUUAGAGCCUCAGAAUAGGAGAUCUGAACUCUUCUCUACGGAAUUGUUCAAGUUCACUCCCGUCACGUGCACAGAGGUUCCAACGCAUAAUAACAACAAUGCCGUCGAAUAA